UUACAAGUCGAAGUAGAUUAGGAAAUGUCUGAAGUUGCGACUGACAAAAUUGUUUCUUAACAAAACUAUAUUAAGCAUUUCCGGUCGACAGUCAACGACGACGACGGCGAAUAUGGCAAAGAGAGCGAAAUUAGUAAACACAAUUCUCUCUACUUCAAAUAAAAAAUUCACCUUUGGGCUACUCCCUCAGCUCCAAUGCCGUAACGCCACCCAUUUUCCGGCGACUAACCGACCACCCAAACUCGCUGAUCAAAUAUCCCGUCUUUUGAUUCUCCAGCGUUACACCGCCGUAGACAACCUCAAAUUUGAUUUCUCUGACAACCUCGUCGACGCCGUUCUCGUACAACUCAAACUUCAUCCUAACGCUUCGUUGCAUUUCUUCAAGUUAGCUUCACGGCAUCAGUUUUAUAAACCCCAUGCAAAAUCUUACUGCAAAAUAGUUCACAUAUUAUCCAGAGCGAGAAUGUUCGAUGAGACUAGGUUUUAUUUAUCCGAGCUUCUGGAACUUUCUAGAAACCAAAAACCUUUGUCGUUAGUUUGGGAUGAAUUAGUAGCAGUUUAUAGAGAGUUCAAAUUUUCUCCUACAGUAUUCGACAUGGUUCUAAAAAUUUACGCGAAAAAGGGGUUAGUGAAGAAUGCCUUGUACGUGUUUGAUAAUAUGCAUAAGUGUGGUCGUGUGCCUAGUUUGAGCUCUUGUAAUAGUUUAUUGAGUAAUUUGGUGAAAAAAGGUGAUAUUUUUACUGCUUUUUCUGUAUAUGAUCAGAUGAAUGGGAUUGGGAUCUCUCCUGAUAUAUAUACGUGUACGAUAAUGGUAAAUGCAUAUUGCAAGGAUGGGAAGGUUGAUAAAGCUGAGAUUUUUAUUGAUGAAAUUGAGAAGAUGGGUUUGGAGCUAAGUGUUGUUACUUAUCAUAGUUUGAUCAAUGGGUAUGUGGAGAAGAAGGAUCUCAAGGGUGUCGAAAGAGUGUUGAGGCAAAUGAAGGAAAGAAGAAUUUCGAGAAAUGUGGUUACGUUCACGUUGUUGAUUAAGGGUUAUUGCAUGCUGUGUAAGAUGGAGGAAGCUGAGAAAGUGUUCAGAGAAAUGAAGGAAGUGGAUGAGCAGGCGUAUGGCGUGUUAAUUGACGGGUUUUGUCAAAUAGGGAAAAUGGAUGAUGCCCUUAGGAUUCGGGAUGAGAUGUUGAGAUCAGGGUUUAACAUGAACUUAUUCAUUUGUAAUUCCUUGAUAAAUGGUUAUUGCAAAGUUGGAAAAAUUAGCAACGCGGAACAGAUUGUUAGGAGCAUGAACGGCUGGAAUCUAAAACCUGAUUCAUAUAGCUAUCACACCCUUUUAGAUGGCUAUUGUAGGGAAAGAUUGAUGCAAAAUGCAUUCAACCUUUGUGAUGAGAUGAUUCGUGAUGGUAUCUAUCCAACGGUUGUCACUUACAACACUCUCCUGAAAGGACUAUGUCAGGAAGGUGCCAUUUCUGAUGCUUUGCAUCUUUGGAAUUUGAUGCUUAAAAGAGGUCUUGUUCCUAAUGCAGUUGGAUACAGUACUCUUUUAGAUGGAUUUCUUAACAUGGGAGAAUUUGAAAAGGCUUUAGUCCUGUGGAAACAUAUACUAGCAAGAGGGCACACCAAAAGCAGGAUUCUUUUAAAUACGAUGCUUAAAGGAUUCUGUAAGAUGGGGAAAAUGGCUGAAGCUGAGCUGCUUUUUAACAAAAUGGAGGAGCUUGGCUGUUCACCAGAUGCAAUAACUUACAGGACACUAAGUGAUGGGUUUUGUAAAACAGGGGAGAUUGAAAAAGCUUUGGAAACAAAGGAUGCCAUGGAAUUGCAAAACAUUCCUGCCUCUGUAGAAAGUUAUAACUCCCUUAUUAGUGGACUUAUGAAGGCUGGGAAGUUUGGCAGAGUCGAAGAUCUCCUUAAUGAAAUGCAUGACAGGGAAUUAACUCCCAACACUGUUACAUUUGGAGCCCUUAUUGCUGGUUGGUUUAAAGAAGGAUUGCCUGAGAAAGCUUUUAAAGCAUAUUUUGAGAUGAGAGAGAAGGGAUUGAAUCCAAAUGUCAUCAUAGUUAGCUCUAUUAUUAGUGGAUUAUACAAACUUGGUAGGACUGAUGAUGCUAAUAAGCUCCUGCAGAAAAUGCUGGAUGUAAAUUUGUACCCUGACCUUAGACGUUUUUACAGUUUUUCAAACUCUAGGACAGAGCUGCUAGAUGUGCAGAAAGUUGCGGAUUCCCUUGAUGGAAGUGCUGCAAAAUCUAUUGUUCCCAAUAAUGUCCUGUAUAAUAUAGCUGUGGCAGCGUUAUGCAAAUCAGGGAAGAUCGAUGAUGCAAGAGAUGUUGUAAAUUACCUCUCACUAAAAGGCUUUACUCCUGAUGAGUUUACCUACUGCACCCUUAUCAAUGGCAUUUCUUUGGCUGGUAAAGUGAAUGAAGCUUUUGAUUUGCGCGAUGAGAUGCUAAUAAAGGAUCUUGUUCCAAAUAUUGCAGUAUACAAUGCUCUUAUAGAUGGCCUUUGUAAAGCAGGCAACCAUGAACGAGCAUUGAGACUUUUCAAUAAGCUUCAUUUGAAAGGGUUAGCUCCUAAUGUUGUAACUUAUAACACUCUGAUAGAUGGAUACUAUAAGAUUGGUAAGAAUAGUGAAGCCGUGCAACUGCUGAAGAGAAUAACAGAAGAAGAAAUCCUUCAGUCAUAAAUUAUUCCUUCCAUUCUGAUAAGUUGUCCGUAUAAGCAAGGUGAUAUUCAAGAACCAAUGAAACCUUUAAGUUGGACGAUAGGAGGCUGGUUCAGACCAGAUUUUUGUGAGACAGAGCACAGAGAAGGAGAUGGAAUUCAAGAUAUGUGUUAAAAUUUUUACUGCCUUCUACAUUCAACUGUUCGUCGGUGCAAGUCGAGGGACAUGUGUCUAUAAGCUUAUAGACUCUAUUGCACAGAGCCUUAUCAAAAGCUAUCAAGUCAUGAAAGGUGAAUACAAUGGUUCUCCUCUGCUAUUAAAAGCAUUGGCUGAUUAAUUGGAUGAACAGGUCGGCACAAGGGCAAGCUCUGAGUAUCUAAUCAUGAAACUUGUACCUUGUAAAAAUGUUAUCAACUCAAUGUGGACAAGAUCAUUUUUUGAUUCACAGAGCUUCAAGAGCACAGCUUCUAGGCCUUGUAACCAGGAUAAAUACAGAAUGAACAGAUAACAAGGUGAAGGUGAAGUGCAGAAGGACCAGUUUUCCAAGAUUGUGACAAGCCAACACCUGCAUAUUUGGCAAAAAGGUGAAGAUUAUAAACUAUUAAGGGGGUCAGGCUUAUGCCCCAUAUGUGAGAAUCUUCGCUGUGCAAGUAAAUGUCAUUUUGCAAUCAAUCAGCUUCCAGCUACUUUGAGUUUCAAUUUUCAGCCAACCUUCUAUUCUCACAAUAUGGAAUAAGUUACGUAAGCAUAUGACAUUCCAUAUACAUCACUUCGCACUUGAUGCAGGGGAAGGUGAAGGAGCAAAAGAGAUCAUUCGAUGAUGUGUAGCUCGUUUGUCAUACCCCUUUAGUGUAUUUAAAAAAGUCUAAGAAUUUUCAUUUGGUACUUUUGUAAGUUCCCCUUAUUACUAAUUAAGUGUUUGGUUGGCACUUUA
This is a messenger RNA of Nicotiana attenuata, 3584 nucleotides long. RefSeq names its product putative pentatricopeptide repeat-containing protein At1g19290. The record is from RefSeq and is a predicted model, not a curated record. Bases 113 to 2671 code for a protein of 852 amino acids. NCBI's taxonomy places the organism in Eukaryota, Viridiplantae, Streptophyta, Magnoliopsida, Solanales, Solanaceae. Gene Ontology annotation, molecular function: protein binding. The transcript is spliced from 4 exons.